Molecule: messenger RNA, 2047 nt
Organism: Paramacrobiotus metropolitanus
Lineage: Eukaryota; Metazoa; Tardigrada; Eutardigrada; Parachela; Macrobiotidae
Product: adipokinetic hormone/corazonin-related peptide receptor variant I-like
Exons: 5
Coding region: 310-1647 (445 amino acids)
Biological process (GO): G protein-coupled receptor signaling pathway
Cellular component (GO): membrane
Molecular function (GO): peptide binding; G protein-coupled receptor activity
Source: RefSeq, a predicted model, not a curated record
GCCGGCAUCGAUUGGCGCUGCGGGCUGCAAUGCAAUCCCAAUUAUAGCCUGAUGCGCGAGAACACUGCACACACACAUACAUCAUACACAUCACUCAUCGGAUGCGCUUUUAUCCGGCUUCCUAUCCGUGUGCGCCGCUUUGCCAGGGGAAUCAAUGUCAUUCCCGCGAGUCGACUGGCCAUUACACGCUGCCGCGGAUUAUCACUCUCUCUUUUUCAUUUGUGUACAUAUAUAUACAUACAACACAAAUCGCGUAAUAUGCGCGGGAAAUCAGUGGAUUAGCGCGCCGAUUUAGACACCGUUGGAUAAAUGCCGAACGGAACGAUGGAGAAUGCUACCUUUCCGUACCUGUAUAAUCUCCCGCAGGAGAUGCAGUUCACCACGGUCAACGUGAUCGUCAUCGCCAUCUAUGCGAAUCUACUAUGGAUCUCGCUGCUGGGGAAUAUCGUGGUGUUUGUUAGUUUGCUCCGGCGGAAGAAGAAAGGCCGCGUGCAUAUCCUGCUGAUUAAUUUGUGCGUGGCCGACACUAUCACGACGCUGGUGGAGAUGCCGUUGAAGAUCGCGUGGAAGUGGACGGUGCAGUGGCGCGGCGACGACGUGAGCUGCCGGUGCGUGUCGUUCUUGCGCGUGCUGGGACUCUACCUGUCGGCGUUGCUGCUCAUCUGCAUCAGCGUGGACCGCUUCCUGGCCAUCUGGGAUCCGCUGUCGAGCGUGCGGCAGGCCGGGCAGCGCACGCGCACCAUGAUCCUGCUGGCCUGGAUGUUCAGUGUGGCCUGCGCGGCACCGCAGGCCGUCAUCUGGCACGUGAUGCAGCAUCCGCUGAUCCCCUGGUACCACCAGUGCGUCACCUUUGGGUCUUUUCCCGCGCCGGACGUGGAGUUGUUCUACGGACUGGGGAUUAUGCUGCUCACCUAUGGGCUGCCGUUGGUGGUCAUCUCCGCGUGUUACCUGGGCAUCUGGAUCAAGAUCAUCCAGAGCUCGUUACAACAAGAUUUGGGCACGCUGCCCGACCCCAACGACCGGCGUCUGAGUGUGCCCAGUGCGGCGGCGCUGCGCACCAGCAACGCCGAUCGAUUGGUGAAAGCCAAGAAGCGCACACUGCGGAUGACGGUCUUCAUCGUCGGCAUCUUUAUCCUCUGCUGGUCGCCCUACCAGAUCAUGUCCAUGUGGUACUUCUUUGACAGGAAAAGCGCGGAGACGGUCGACCAGUUAGGCCAGGAGAUCCUCUUCAUCUUCGGCGUAUCCUCCUCUGUCCUAAACCCCUACGUCUACGGCAUCUGGUCCAUGGGGCUAUGGCGCAACCUCAGCGUCCUGGGCGCCCUUCCCUGCCUGAAACAGCAGUUCCAGAAAGCGCCCCCUGGUGGGGAGGGCCACAGCGGCUACCUCUCGCGGGCCAUCGGGACGGACGCCGACGGGACGGACCCGGAACGCUGUAGCCGCGGGAGCCGCGACCGCGCCCUCUCCAUCCGGGUGUCCCUGCCCACCAACGGGUCCCUACAGCACUACACCCUCACACCCAACAGCUCUAUAAGCUACACACCUAACAGCAGCCGACGCUGGGCGUUCGGGGAUAUGAGCAACUCCUUCUCGCGCUCGCUGGCGUCGACAGAACGCCUGAACGGCUACGGCGCGGCGCGUCUCCUGUAGUUCUCAGUACAGUUGUUUUUUUUCGUGUACACUUUGACGGUUUUUUUGCAUUCCGGAUAUUUUCACAAUAUGGAAUUUCCGUACACGUUUCUUUCGUUGUUCUACAUUAGAAGACUGUUAUUAGUUAGUCUUGUGUGCAACCUUGUGUAAAAAUAGUGAUUGUUACGUGAUCAAUUUUUAAAAAAUGUUUUGUCAUGUGGAACAACCGUGUCUUUACGCGAAUCCAUAUUGUGGAACUGUCCGGAAUGCGACAACCGUCAAAGUAUUCCGCUUUAUAACACAUUCUUCGGUGUGAUGGCGCAAACGCUCAAUUAUGAUCUUUUUGUUAGCAGGUCGAUGUAUUUUAAUUUCUCCGGUAAUUGUGUACCGGGCAUAACACAUAACUAAUCAUAGUGGGAUA